AUGACUUCCGUUGCUAGUCUCCCAGGACCGGCCCUUCAGGCCUCAAAAGCUGCACUCAACGCUGCUCUUGCAACGAACCAGGUGAAGGAAAAGGAAAAGGAGAGCAAUGGGAAAGCGGAAGAAGGUGACAGCCUUGAACCCGGCGAGAUUCAGGAGGUGGACAUGCAGGCGCAGGCAGAGCAGAUUCGCACCGUCUUCAACGACCCGAUGAACUUCAAUGUCAAGCAUCCUCUGUAUUCGCCUUGGACGCUCUGGUUUGACUCUCCCAUGACAAAGGGACGGAACCUCCCGCAGACGCCCAUGUCCUCGUUUCCGCAAACACCAAUUCCACAGACACCCGGCGGGAUUGCGACCAUGGGCACGGCUACGGGGUGGAUGGAGGAUAUCAAGCGGGUAAUUAGCUUCGAUAGCGUAGAGGAAUUCUGGGGUAUGUACAAUAACAUCGUGCCGCCAUCUCAUCUGCCACAGAAGGCAAACUACUAUCUGUUCAAAGAGGGUAUUAUUCCCGCAUGGGAGGACGAGGCGAACAAGAAUGGAGGCAAGUGGAGCAUUCAGCUCCCACGGGAGAAGAAUCGCAGCAGAGUGGACGAGAUGUGGCUUUACACAAUGUUGGCAGCCAUUGGCGAGACCUUCGACCCGUUGCUGGUGAACACAGAGUCCUCUGAGUCACCACCGGAGUCUCUUAUCACUGGCGUGAUUGUCUCGACGCGCCCGCAGUUCUACCGGUUGUCAAUCUGGACACGGACCGCGCCAUCGCUGACUCCAGGGGAGGACGACGAGCUGCGAGAGCGGAUCGAGGGGAUCGGGCGACACUUCAAGACGAACGUGCUGGGAUACUCGGACUCGCAGAAGUUGGCGGGACCGCUGGCGACGGAGGUGGAAUUCCUCUCGCACAAAGACUCGGAGAAAAAAGGAAAACAAGCGAAGAAGAUCACUGUUUGA
Molecule: messenger RNA, 942 nt
Organism: Sparassis crispa
Lineage: Eukaryota; Fungi; Basidiomycota; Agaricomycetes; Polyporales; Sparassidaceae
Product: Eukaryotic translation initiation factor 4E-1
Exons: 5
Coding region: 1-942 (313 amino acids)
Biological process (GO): translational initiation
Cellular component (GO): eukaryotic translation initiation factor 4F complex
Molecular function (GO): translation initiation factor activity; RNA 7-methylguanosine cap binding
Source: RefSeq, a predicted model, not a curated record